This is a messenger RNA of Cicer arietinum (chickpea), 1742 nucleotides long. Lineage: Eukaryota; Viridiplantae; Streptophyta; Magnoliopsida; Fabales; Fabaceae. The record is from RefSeq and is a predicted model, not a curated record.
UGAAAAUGAGUUUGCGUACGUGAAUUGAGUUCACGUAAAGGCGCAUAAAUUCACUUCAGGUACGUGCUUGUGAAUUCAGUUCACGUAAAUUAUUGGGAUUAAGUUCACGUAUGUGAACUAAGUUCACGUAUGCAUAUUGUUUACAUUUUUUUAAAGAUUUUUGUUUUGCAGAUAUGGUGUGCACUAUAUUUACUGAUAGAGAUGGUCGUGUUAUACUUAACGAGGACACUUCUAAUGCGGAGGGUCAUUGUGUUAGGCCAACUGCUUCUGCAAUGGCACAACGACGGCGUGUACAGCGGCAACAGGAAGAAUCCCAACCCGAAGCUCAACCCGAAACCCAACCUGAAGCCUAACCCGAAGCCCAACCAGUUGAUAAAGAUGAACCUCCACAGGAUGGUGGAUAUCCUGGUGGUCCGGUUGAUAGUUCUGUCCUUAGGACAUUCGGCGAUCAUGUGGCGACUCGACUCUGGGAUGGCGUGGUAAUUUUCUCAAUCAAAUUAAGUUAAAUUAUAUUUUGUUACGUUUAUUUUUAAUUUAUAUUUUUUCACUUAAUUAAUUUCAGGAUCGCGGAGAAUUAAGGGUGUUUAGCAAUGGAAAAAAAUUAAAAGAAGUUGUUAUUGAACACGAAGAGGUUGAGCAACUGGUUAAAAGCUCGGGAUUGUAUUCGUUACUAAAAUGCAGCUACGAAAUGAUUGGAGAAAUGACGAUUACUUUGGACGACGUGUCAUCUUUGUUGCAUAUUCCUAUUACCGGUACAUUCUUUAGUGUUAGUGUAUUUAACAAGGAUGAAGGUGCAGAUAUAUUGGCAGAGCUUCUUGGAGUUAGUCACGGUGUUACUUAUGCUGAAUUUAAUGUUGCACGGACAACCACAGUUAGGUAUAGUUGGUUACUUGACGUAUACCAUCAGCGUUGUCGUGAGCAGCAUUGGCAGAUGGCUGCGAGAGCAUUUAUGUUAUGUUUGGUCGGUUGCACACUAUUCAGGGAUAAAAGUGCCUACGCAGUUAGUGUUGCUUAUCUUGAGUGCUUUCGAGACCUUAAUUCUUACGGAGGAUAUGCAUGGGGUGCAGCUGAUCUUGCUUACCUAUAUGACAAUCUUCGAGAAGCCAGCAUGCAUCAAAUCAGAACUGUUUCAGGGUAUCUGACACUUUUACAGGCAUGGGUCUAUGAGCAUUUUCCUACAUUAUGUAGAGAUUGUUGUAGACUUUUUGCUAGUUAUGUUGAAGACUAUCCUAGAGCACUUAAAUGGAAGCCUAAAAGGGGAUAAGGUUUUGGUUCUUCCAUUUAGGAAAGCUCUUAAUGAGAUUGACGUUGAUGAGAUCUGUUGGACACCAUAUGAGGAGCAUCGACUAAAGCGACCUUUGAAGAUGUAUCUUUAUUUUGAGGGUGGAUACGUUGGGGUCCUAAGAUGUAUGCUCAUCUGCCAGACAGAGUAUUGCGGCAAUACGAUCAUGUCCAAACCAUUCAUGGCUCACCGUUAGAGGUAGUGGGUCAGAAGACCACACCAGAUGAAAUGGACAUUAUGUUUACGCAAUAUGAUGUCCAUGUAGUGGAUGCUGGCGCAGUUGUGCAGGGACAUGUAUUCUACUCGAAUGAUUACAUGGACCGGUUUCGUAGAAUUUCUCAUCCAUACAUCAUUCGUAGAGAACUAGUCCAUGAAGCUGAUGCAGAACCUACUGAUCAUGCAGAUGAUGAUGCCACUCAUGCAGCUGAUGGGAUCCCGUAGAUGAUGAUGACACAAUUGA